This is a messenger RNA of Aptenodytes forsteri (emperor penguin), 891 nucleotides long. RefSeq names its product chromosome unknown C2orf50 homolog (gene CIMIP5). The record is from RefSeq and is a predicted model, not a curated record. NCBI's taxonomy places the organism in Eukaryota, Metazoa, Chordata, Aves, Sphenisciformes, Spheniscidae. The transcript has 5 exons.
AUGGAAGGCAAAUGCAAACUCUUGCUGAGGCCAAUGGCACAGCAUCAAGAGCUGAACUUUAGCCACCUACCUCUGGAUAUUAGUUUAGGACAUCUGAAGAAAGAAGUAGAAAACAGCAAAAUGAAGAUAAACUUGCUUGCCAAAAGGUGUUCAAUUAAUUACUUAACACUGGGAGCCAAACGAAUCCUGGUGCUCUGCAACAAGCUUCUCUGUGCGUUUCUGGGGAGGGUCCUGGCACAAGUGCUGCCACGUACGUUCAUUUUCUGAAAGCUCUCCAAAUCAGCAGCUAAAAGAAAACGUUAGGAGAGAAGGAGCUUUGAAAGUGCAAACAAUAGCCGGUUUAACUUUCCUAACUGUCACAAUAUACCUAACAAUACUGGGGAUACAGUGAGUCUCAAAAUGGACAAGUUGGGAAAGGGUUCUGGAUUCAGGAGAAAUAACUUGGUUAGGUCUUGGCAACCAGCAACCACACCUCUGGGACAACCAGCCUCAGCUCCAUCUGCGUCUCUUGGCAGCAGCCAACCCAGAAGACCUGUUGCUGCACAGCCGGCUACUCGGGCCUGGGCAGAUGAGCAGGCAGCACUGCAGCAGGACCAGGUUCAACAGGAUAAGAUCUGGAGAGAGUCUGUAGAGGCUGAACAGAGAGGAAGAAAAAUCUGGUACCAGAACUGGAGUUUCCUAAAGGACUAUGACCAAAUGGGUAAGAAAAAGGAGCAGAAGCCACUGCCAAACUAUAUGCCUGUGUUCUCAAACAAAGUUCCCAACUCGACCAACCAGACUAUUGGCAGUCGAAUGAAUACUGAACUUGGCAGGGUUCUGGUAAACACAGAUUACUUCUUCAGCAGUGGAGCACGAAAAAGGAAACUUGAGGGUGAGCUCCAGCUUUCCUAG